Molecule: messenger RNA, 420 nt
Organism: Acanthamoeba castellanii str. Neff
Lineage: Eukaryota; Discosea; Longamoebia; Acanthamoebidae
Exons: 3
Coding region: 1-420 (139 amino acids)
Molecular function (GO): protein binding
Source: RefSeq, a predicted model, not a curated record
AUGGCAAUACUGUCGCUACUCGAUUACGAAGAUCUGAUCAGCGUGAGCCUGGUGAAUAGGAGGUCACACCUCCUCUGCAACGACGCCACGCUCUGGGCCGCCCUCAUCAACUAUCAAAGGCGAUGGAGGCCGCAGUCAUGCACGACUGUCGAUGAACGGCUCGCCUUCUACGCCUCCCUUGCCGCCAACCUCGACCCUAGCACGCGCCAGCUCUUCCUUCGGAACUUACCAGAGGCAGAGCCGCUGCAUCCCAAAGCGGUGCUCGCCUACAUGCGCCAGCAAAGAGAACAGUUCUUGCGCUUCGUGGACGACAGCGUCGGCGCCGCCUACGUGCCCCCGUUCGACUCCUUCCCCACCCUCCUUGUCGAGGCACGUUCCUCCCAAGCCCACAGCACCUCCGGCUUCACUUCUCCGUAUUAG